This is a messenger RNA of Scomber scombrus (Atlantic mackerel), 834 nucleotides long. It is a transcript of the gene fabp3, whose product is annotated as fatty acid binding protein 3, muscle and heart. Lineage: Eukaryota; Metazoa; Chordata; Actinopteri; Scombriformes; Scombridae. The transcript is spliced from 4 exons. The record is from RefSeq and is a predicted model, not a curated record. Gene Ontology annotation, molecular function: fatty acid binding. Gene Ontology annotation, biological process: fatty acid transport. Gene Ontology annotation, cellular component: nucleus; cytosol. The coding region runs from base 153 to 554 and encodes 133 amino acids.
ACUCUCUCUCCCUCUCUUUCUCUCCCGCUCACUCUCUCUCUCUCUCAGCCUCUCUCCCUCUUCUGUGGCUCCCUCGCUUUCCAGCCUCACUCACUCUCACACACCCUCACACACAGUCUCUCGCACCUUCAUUCCUCCACACCGCUGCAGAUAUGGCCGAGUCUUUCGUUGGCACAUGGAACCUCAAGGAGUCCGACAAAUUUGAUGAGUACAUGAAGGAGCUGGGUGUUGGUUUUGCUACACGUAAGGUGGGCAACCUGACCAAGCCCACCACUAUUAUCGCAGUGGACGGCGACAAGGUGACAGUGAAGACUCAAAGCACCAUUAAGAACACAGAGCUCAGUUUCAAGCUGGGAGAGGAGUUCGACGAGACCACCGCCGACGACAGGAAGGUCAAGUCCCUUGUGACAAUAGAUGGUGGAAAGAUGGUGCACGUACAGAAGUGGGACGGCAAAGAGACCAGUCUGGUCCGGGAUGUCAGCGGAAACGCUCUCACACUGACACUCACAAUGGGAAAUGUCGUAUGCACACGUCGCUACGAGAAGGCAGAGUAAAACAACACUGAGCCCCCUCCCCUCUCCAACUUACAUCAGCUGAAGCCCUCCACCCCCUAACUCCUAUAACACCAUCUCAAAGCCACACUAAGCAAACUCCUUGUAAGGGUGCUGAUUCCUUCAAUGUUCCUGCUUCCUCUAUGUUCAGUAUUAACGUUACUGCUGACUGUGGCCCCUUCCCUACAGCCACCGUUUCUCCCUGUCUUUCUCUUUAUACUGUUGUUCAUUCUACUGUAAGAAACACUGAAUAAAUUCCAAUGAUUUGUUGUUGUUUUCUCUC